AUGGCCUCCAAUGUCUGUACCAGGUCAUGAUGAUCCCAGCAUCAAGUGCUAACCUUUGCCACAGUCCGAUCAGAAAGCGGGGAACAUCCUCAACUGGGUCGAUCCAAAAGACAAAUCCGGAGAAUUCAAACGUCAAUCUUCUGUCUUCCGAAACUGGAUCUCCAAGGACCCCAAUGCAGAAUUCCCCGCCGAGAAAGAUCGAUACCAUCUCUAUGUCUCUUACGCUUGUCCCUGGGCUCAUCGUGCUCUCAUCGUUCGAAAGCUUAAAGGCCUAGAGGAUUUCUUGCCCUUCACGAGCGUGCACUGGGAAAUGCUCGAGAAGGGGUGGCGAUUCGCUACGAAGGACGAGAAAGACCUCCCUGGAGAGAACACAAUUCCUGAUCCUUUGCAUCCAGAAUAUACGCAUCUUCGGGAUAUUUACUUUGCACAGGAUCCUGAUUACCAGGGACGAUUCACGGUGCCGACACUCUAUGACAAGAAAGCGAAACGCAUUGUGAAUAAUGAGUCGAGUGAGAUUAUUCGGAUGCUGUAUACCGAAUUUGAUGAUGUGCUGCCGGAGAAGUUCAAGAAUUUAGACCUCUUGCCGAUGGAUUUGAAGAAGGAGAUCGAGAGUACGAAUGAGUGGACUUAUAAUGAUAUCAACAAUGGGGUUUACAAGAGUGGCUUUGCGACGUGAGUAUCAAGCGAAUUCGCUGAUGUCUUGAUGAUCAGACUACUGAUUCAAACUUCCCUUUGGCAGUACCGAAGACGCCUACACCAAAGCCGUCACAACGCUCUUCAACUCCCUCGACCGCGUCGAAGCACACCUCUCCAAAUCCCCAGGUCCCUUCUACUACGGCGACCGCAUCACAGAAGCAGACAUUCGUCUCUACACCACCAUCAUUCGGUUCGACGCCGUGUACGUGCAGCACUUCAAGUGCAAUAUCCGCGAGAUUCGGAGCGGGUACCCUGCGAUCCAUAGAUGGGUCCGCAACCUGUACUGGAAGGUGCCGGCUUUUGGAGAGACGACAGAGUUCACGCAUAUCAAGAAGCAUUAUACGAAGAGCCACAAGCAGAUCAACCCGUUUUCGAUUACGCCUGUGGGACCUGUGCCGAACAUUCUGCCCCUGGAUGAGGAGGUUGCGGCUGUGAAGGCUGCCCAGAAUUGA
This is a messenger RNA of Lecanosticta acicola, 1148 nucleotides long. The record is from the annotation of a GenBank genome assembly. NCBI's taxonomy places the organism in Eukaryota, Fungi, Ascomycota, Dothideomycetes, Mycosphaerellales, Mycosphaerellaceae.